GCACCACCUCAGCAACACCACGACCACACCAACCUGUCGUUUGUAGAGACCGACAUGGCAAUAGAUCAUUGUAUCCGCCCGGCCCGUGACGAUGUGUUCCGUGGCGCGCUCGUGGCCGGCCAGGUCAGCUGGGAUUGCGAGCAAGGCAAACCAUUGCAAACCGAGGACCCGACCCCCCUCAGCAGCGAAAUUCAAUGUCGUUGAGAAUUACCGAACGACCAUUUUACAUCCUGGGAAGCAGUUUUAUAUAUCAAUUCACAGCAUAUUGCCUUCGGUUACGUCCCAAUCCACCCCUGUCACACUUCUUUCGUGGUUCAACCUACCCCCAGCAAACUUCAAGCAUUGUGAUGGGAAAUCACCAUUGCAAGUAGGGAAUGUUACUGGAGUGGGAGCUGAGAUGGUAGUUCCCUGGAAAAGUCAACUUGUUAUCCAGUACGACCGGGAAGCAAUGACCUCGACCGCCAGCGCAAGUUGCCUCGCUUUGAACAAGACUCACAUGGCGUACCGCAAAUUCAAGUCCUCGAUUUUAAUAACGUUGAAGCCGUGGGUCCCAUUAUGAACCUCGUAAUACCAACACACUCUGGGCCGGUCAGGGAGAGGCUCUCCUACCAAGAUUGUCCUCAGAAUCGACCAUGUUCCACUGUCAUGACGGCGUCUAUAUAUAGGACGACUUGUGUCGAAUCGUUUUCCGCGACCCAAAACCCCGGCCAACCUUCCUUCCUGGAGCAAUAAC
Hyaloscypha bicolor E is the source of this 733-nucleotide messenger RNA. RefSeq lists its product as uncharacterized. The transcript has a single exon. Bases 92 to 559 code for a protein of 155 amino acids. NCBI's taxonomy places the organism in Eukaryota, Fungi, Ascomycota, Leotiomycetes, Helotiales, Hyaloscyphaceae. The record is from RefSeq and is a predicted model, not a curated record.